This is a messenger RNA of Rattus norvegicus (Norway rat), 1082 nucleotides long. It is a transcript of the gene Tmem14a, whose product is annotated as transmembrane protein 14A. The coding region runs from base 248 to 547 and encodes 99 amino acids. The transcript has 5 exons. NCBI's taxonomy places the organism in Eukaryota, Metazoa, Chordata, Mammalia, Rodentia, Muridae. The record is from RefSeq and is marked provisional. Gene Ontology annotation, cellular component: mitochondrial membrane; endoplasmic reticulum membrane; membrane.
UGCUGGCCCAGACCUGCACCUCCCUCCCAGGCUGUGAACGGCAGAAGGGUAUGGGAUCGAGGACUCCACCCCUCCCGAACCAGCUCCAGAAAGCACUUAGCUUUGUGUAGUUCGUUCGGGUCGCAGCUAGGGAGUGCGCCUGCGCUGCACUGCUUCCGGAUUGAGGGACUGCCCUUGCGCAUCACCGCUUUUUCCGCCUUCUCCAGCUGCUGCAAGGGCUCAAGGGUGCAGACUUGCGUCCUUAUCAAUGGACUUGAUUGGUUUUGGUUAUGCAGCCCUUGUGACAAUUGGAAGUGUUUUGGGAUAUAAGCGAAGAGGUGGAGUUCCAUCUCUGAUUGCUGGGCUCUCUGUAGGCCUUUUGGCUGGCUAUGGAGCCUACCGUGUCUCCAAUGACAAACGGGAUGUCAAAGUGUCACUGUUUACAGCUUUCUUCCUGGCCACCAUAAUGGGUGUGAGAUUUAAGAGGUCCAAGAAAGUAAUGCCUGCUGGUCUAGUCGCAGGCUUAAGCCUCAUGAUGAUCCUGAGACUUGUCCUGCUGCUGCUGUAGCAUCCAGAGAAGCGGAGAGCCAAACUCCCACCAUGCUGCUGGGCCUGGCAGAGCAGGCUCUUGCUUUAGAGUGAUCAAUUUAAAUACAUGGGAAAUGUCUUACAUCGAAAUGAAAAUAAUGUUGUCACCCUAAUAUUUAAGAAUAAUUGGCAAUGUUUAUUCGUUCCCCCUGCAACGCCUUUUUAUUUAAUGCACAGAUUUUAGAUGUUUCCAUUUGUAAAUCCCAGUCUUUCGUGAAUUAUGACAUGCUUGUUUGCUUUGACUCACUUUGUAUCUGGAAAUUGGGGGCUGGAUAUUUUCUGCCUUUGACAAUCCCAGACACUUAGGACUAAAAUAAGUUAACUGCAACCUGUCAGAAGAUGGGACUGCUGGAGGGGACCACAGGGAGUGUGAAUGAGCUGUGUGUGACUUUGUCCAUUAGGGGUUCUGUUUGCAUUGUUGGGGGUGGAGUAAGUUUGCACUGAAGGGAUUCUGUUCUCAGUACAUCAAAUCCUGACCAAAUGUAAUCAGUGUUUAAAUAAAAUGCAUCGUAUUC